Silurus meridionalis is the source of this 1195-nucleotide messenger RNA. Its product is annotated as kallikrein-7-like. Gene Ontology annotation, biological process: proteolysis. The transcript has 7 exons. NCBI's taxonomy places the organism in Eukaryota, Metazoa, Chordata, Actinopteri, Siluriformes, Siluridae. The coding region runs from base 12 to 878 and encodes 288 amino acids. Gene Ontology annotation, molecular function: serine-type endopeptidase activity. The record is from RefSeq and is a predicted model, not a curated record.
UCUGGCCGUUGAUGAUUUCCUCUCCGUGUGCGGCUGAAAAGGUUUUAUCAGUCCAUGAGCCAUCUGGGAACUUCAGACGCUGCUGCAAACCCUCGGGUUCUUUCAGUCGUUGCAGGAUGAAGGUGUUGCAUGUAGUGUUGCUCGCUGUAGCUUUCAGCACCUGCGUUUUUCAUGCCGCACGUGGAGAGGAAAUCAUCCACGGCAAGAAAGCCAAGAAGAACACGCUGAAGUACAUGGCAUCUGUGCAGCUCAAAAACGAGCACAUGUGUGGAGGAUUUCUCAUAGACCCCGGCUACGUUCUCACCGCUGCUCAUUGUUACGAACGAGGCCUGACUGUGGUCCUGGGGACUCAGAACAUCGAUCCAAACAAGAGCAAGCUGAGACGAUACGCAGUGAAAAGUGCAUACAAACACCCAUCCUACAAGAAUGUCAGUUCUGGGUUUGACCUCAUGCUUCUGAAGCUUUCAGAGAAAGUCAACCCGAAAGAGAAAGGCAUAAAGAUCAUCAAAUUCUCAAACAAGCGCAAACCGAUCAAACCCAAAACCAAGUGCCAGGUCGCAGGAUGGGGAAAAACUGAAAAACAGAACAUGGUGAAUGACCUCAUGGUGGUUGAUGUAUCAACUAUAGAUAUCUCCAUCUGUAGGAACGCAUGGAGUAAAAAACUCCCAUCGAACAUCCUGUGUGCAGGAGGCUACGAGACCAAAAAUGGAGCGUGCCAGGGUGAUUCUGGUGGGCCUCUGGUGUGUCGGGGUCUGGCAGUGGGCAUCGUGUCCUUCAAUUUAAAAAGAAACUGCACUUAUCCUAAUCUGCCGAACGUCUACACUGAGAUUGCACCGUACGCCGACUGGAUCAAGAAAGUGAUCAAGAGAAAUACUUGAUGUAUUUUAUGUUUUUCAAGAUCAUUCAAUGGCAUAAAAUGCUUAUAAAAUUAGCUGAUGCUUUUUUUUUUGGUUAAAAUUGUAUGAGUCAGAGCCUGAAGAAACAGAAACUUGAGAAGGUCUUAUAGAAUGUUCGGCAGAGACCACAUCAAAGCUGAACCACAUCCUUUAGACUGCUGGGGAAAAUUUGAAACAACAAUGUGAGAUAAAUUACUUUAUAUAAACACUUUGUUUUUAUCUGAUGGGUGUAACACCAGAUCUUUUAUCGCACUCUGCUUCGUAAAACCUCUGCAUUUUUGAUUAGAAAUAAACACAAA